AUGUAUUCUACAUUGAAAUACACAGCACUGCUGUUGGCAUACGGUACAACUGGCUUUGCCGACUACCUUGGCCCAACAUACCCACCACCAGUCGACCUCGCUAGCCAACAGAGUCUGGUUAAAGCUGCAUGGAAAAAUCUUACUACUACCCUUGACUCUUAUCUCAAACACAAUUCUAAUGGCACAACAUCUACCGCCAUUUCUGGUAUACAAAACACCACAUUCUCUACGAACCUCUUUUCAAUUCACGAUCCGAGCGCCGCAAAGCUGCAAUACCACUGGACCAGCCCCGAAAUAGCUAGCUCCAAGAAUGGCACAAAUAAGGUCAAUGGUGACAGCAUUUAUCGUAUGGCUAGUGCAACCAAGCUGUACACUGCCUACGCCGGUAUGAUCACUCUGACCGAGGAGGAAUGGAACCGCCCACUGAGUCAGAUAAACCCUCUGUUCGCCGAAGCCGCUGCCAGGGGUACUGAAGAUCCAAUCUGGCACGUUGAAUGGGACAAGGUCACGCCCUGGGCACUGGCAUCCCAAAUCUCCGGUAUCCCACGCCAGGGAUGGCCAGCUCUGGAUACACUAUACAACUUCACAAUCUACGAUUACCUAGGUCUCCCGACAGAAGACCCGGUUACGGCUUGGGGUCUACCACCAACCAAUAUCUCGACAUUGGGACCCUGUUGGGACCCUAGGGAGCCAUGCGACGGUCCAAAGCUAAUCAGAUCAGUCCGCAACCAACCACCAGCCUUUCUACCCUGGCAAACCCCAAUGUAUGCCAACGACAAUUUCAUGAUGCUUGGACUCAUGAUGUCCAACAUAACGGGACGGAGUAUAGGAGAUAUCUACAAGAAAGCCAUCUUCGAUCCGCUAAACCUUACAUCCUCGUUCUCAUCUCCACCAACCUCCCGUGCUGAUCUCGCUCGCUCCGUUAUUGCCGGGGUACCAGAAUCUGGCUUCCUAGUCGAUGCCCCCGCCACCACUGCUUCGGGCGGUCUAUUCACCUCAAGCAACGAUUUCGCGAAAUUCGGUAUCGCUGUCUUGAAUAGUACCCUUCUUCCUUCGAAUACCACCCGCAAAUGGAUGAAGCCUCAUUCACACUCCGCUAGUUUGACUUACUCGCUCGGUGCACCGUGGGAAAUUCUUCGUUAUUUGGACCCGGCUACCGGAAAGGUAACGGAUCUCUAUACCAAACUUGGCGACUCGGGUUCCUACGGUGCAAACAUCGUGUUGAUACCAGAUUACAAUGCUGGUUUCAGUAUCCUGGCUGCAUCCACCGGUGCCGAGCGCGAUGUAGCUACGAAUAUUAUCCUGGAUUCUAUCACGAACACGAUCCUUCCUGCGCUAGAAGCUCAGGCUGCGCUAGAGGCAACGAAGAACUAUGUUGGGACGUACGAGUCUACGGACUCUGCUUUGAAUUCGUCCAUCACUGUUGCAUUCAAUCAGUCUUCUGUCAUUACAUCCAAGUCAGGCUUGAGUAUCACACGCUGGAUCUCGAAUGGCACGGAUGUUUUGGCUUCGGAUCGGUUCUUGGGUGGUCGGCCGAGGCUUUUGCUUAGUAUUCCUAAGCAGACUGGAGACGGGCAGGAAGGUCAGGUUGCUUUUCAGGUUACGCCCCAGCCGCAACUUUGGAGCUAUUUCACUUCUGGUGCGGAGAGACUUGAUGCUGUUGGGCCGUUUACUGGACAGUAUAAUACGAAUUAUGAUUGGUUAGUGGCGGAUGCAGCGCAUUAUGCUGGGCUUGGAAUGGAUCUGCUUGUUUUUGGUGUGGAUCAGAGUGGUAAUGCUACUUCUUUGAGACCUGCUGCGCAGAGGGUUACGUUGCACAAGAAGUAG
Molecule: messenger RNA, 1827 nt
Organism: Penicillium longicatenatum
Lineage: Eukaryota; Fungi; Ascomycota; Eurotiomycetes; Eurotiales; Aspergillaceae
Product: serine hydrolase domain-containing protein
Exons: 1
Coding region: 1-1827 (608 amino acids)
Source: RefSeq, a predicted model, not a curated record